Molecule: messenger RNA, 1128 nt
Organism: Sclerotinia sclerotiorum 1980 UF-70
Lineage: Eukaryota; Fungi; Ascomycota; Leotiomycetes; Helotiales; Sclerotiniaceae
Exons: 2
Coding region: 1-1128 (375 amino acids)
Molecular function (GO): oxidoreductase activity
Source: RefSeq, a predicted model, not a curated record
AUGGCCGUCAAGACCUUGGAAGUAAAGCCCAUCUCUUCGCCAGAUAAUUCCUCUCUCAACUUCGGGGCCGAGAUCGAUAAUGUCAACCUAGAAAGCCUUAGCGAAGAGGACUUCAAAGUCAUUCGCAAUGCAUUAUACAAAUACCACGUCGUAGUUCUCAAGAACCAGGCUGGCCUCUCUCCCAAAGCUCAAUAUGAGCUUACUCGCAGAUUCGAUCCUACUGCCGAAACAUAUGGGCAUGGCAAAACGCUUGAUGCGAAACGAUCAGUCCUUCAUCCAGAUUUGAAAACCAUUCCUCAUCAAACACAAGUCCAAGUCAUCGGAAACGGAUUUUAUGAGGAAUAUGAAGGGCUGAAGAACAUUACACUUAAGCACCCUCAUCACAAAGUCUUCCACAAAACAGCUGUUCCCGAAGAAGAUGAUCUGGCAUUUACCCGUUUCUACAGAUGGCAUGUUGAUGCUGCUCUUUAUGCCCUCAAUCCACCAAAAGUAACAUCUUUGAUGGCUGUCAAGGUACCUGCCGGCCGUCGCCAAACUCUUCGUUACGAUGAUGGUAGUGGGGAAGAAAUGGAUGUUCCUCUUGGUACCACCGCUUUCGUCUCUGGUCAAAAUAUGUACAACCAGUUAAGCGAGGAGGAUAAGGAGUUCGUUCGCGGGGCAAAAGUAGAAUACGCGCCACAUCCAUAUAUUUGGAUGUCUCCUGCCAAAUCUCGCUCCACUGGUCUCGGUAUGGUUUCCGAUGGAACCGAGUUACCUCUGUCCGAACUUCCUCCGGUUGACGAGAAGGAUAUCAAGAUAUUGCCCAUGUGUUGGAAAAAUCCUGUCACUGGUAAUUUGGCACUGCAGAUCCAUCCUAGCGCCAUCAAAGCCAUUCAUCUUCCGAACGGAGAGGUCAUGACCGAUCUGAAGAAAGUGAGAGAUUUGGUUUACCGCCUCCAACGACCAGCUAUCAGUCCUCAAUUUGUGUAUCCACACGAUUGGGUCGAAGGUGACUUGGUCUUGUUCAACAAUCAAGGAGUAUUACAUUCGGUAGUUGGCGCAUUCAGCCCCGGGGAGAAGAGACUAUUUAGACAAUGUAACAUGGCUUCUUCCGAUGGAGUUAUGGGACCCGAUGGCAAGCUCUACUAG